AUGAUGGAGGGGAAGGAUAACAUGCCUCCACCAGCGCCACUGGCUGUGAAAGAGGCACCAACACCAACACCACCACCACCGGCUGCAGGACGGUCCUAUAUUUUGCCGUCUCUCUUGUGGGAGGACAAACAGCUUGUGGGCCGUGCUGCCCCUGAUAUUUCUUCUGCGGUGGCAAUGAGUGCUGCCACGUUGAGUGGGCCUUGUUCCCCGGCUGAGCCUGGGAAAGUCGCGGCUGUCGGUAACGACGACACGGGUGGUAUGACAAUCUUUCCAGUGUGUGCUGAUGGAAAGUAUGGACAACGACAUCCCUUCCAAGAGCAGGUGAAUGCUCGCUCUUCUUCCAGUGAGGGUGAAGAUGACGUGAGGAGGAAUCACAGUGACAAUAUUCCCAAUAGUCCUGCAGUCGUAGGUGAGAAUUUACUUCGGCUUCUGCAGCAUUUGCCUGAUUCUGGGGAUGGGGCUCCGUGUCGCACAUGUGUGUCUUCUGGGGCAGGUGUAGUCGAAGACGAUGGGUGCGAUAUCGAACUUGUCAAAAAUGGUGAAGAAGAAUCUCUGGAUGACCUGUUCAUGUACCUGUUGUCAGUGCUUGAGCAAGUUGUGGAGGACUUCUUGUCCCGCUCUUUGCAUCGGGAAUGGAAGGCGAGGGGGCCUGGCAAAGGGUCGACCCAAUUAUCUCCGGCGAAGGAGGCGGCGCAACUCUGGUCGUUGGCGUGGUGCCAAGCGGAUCACCGCGAUAAAGAGGCAUGGCUUGCGUGGAAAUCUGCCAUUUAUCGUUCUUGGCGCCGCACCAAACGGGAGUGUGAUUCGCGCGAGCGCAGUGAGGCACUGAAUAUCGCCCUCUUUCAGCUGGAUCCUUCCAGCACCAUCUCGGCUAGAUACACAAUGAAUGCGUCUCGCCACAAAGCGGAACAGUCCCAGGCUGAGCGGCAUAGGGCGCUGAGAAAACUCCAUGCACUUGUAUACCGUGUGCUGUGUACGUGUCCUGCGCUUCUCCUUGACGAGCACACACAACAACUGGCUGCGACGACUAGUCUCAACUUGGACGCCGUGUGCCAGUGGAUACGUGCGCCGACAGACGAUGACGACGAUAAAGGUGAUGUCGCCGCUUACAUCCGUGGGCUUUGCCGUUGCGAAGAGGAUCCGGCAUGUAGCGCCGACUUCACAAAUAUAGAGGAAUUGGAAGGUUUAUUCGCUUCUGCAAGACGUGCACUGCUCGGCCGGUUUGAUGCGGGAGAAAAGCCACCGUCCUCGCUUAUGGUGGCGCCGCUGUCCUCUCCACUGCCGCAACCCUUUGCGGUAGUCCAUACGCCGGGCAGCCCAGAGCCCCGCUUCACGACUCCCACUACUCAACUUCUGCCCGCGUCUGUGCCGCGGUACGUUGAUCCCACUAUGAUGGAACCUCGGUCCUUAGGCGUCACCGCAUCGAGUUGGUCACCGAGCGCGCGCGCGCCCGAUUCGGCGAGGAAGCGUGCGUCGAUGAGUUCUGUCGUGCUGCCUGAUGACGCCAUGGCAUUCCUCUUAUCUUCUGCUCGUGUCGGCCACGAUACCCCAAAGUUAGGACGAGUCGGCCGAACUAAUGUGUGCAGUCUGGCGCGGCAGCAGGAAGAAUUGAAGGAUACCAGCAUCGUGUUGUCACCACAGGAACGGAACGCGGAUUCGGCACGACCAGUUAGGUACUUGCCUUCUGCGUUGAGAACUCCAAGGUCGGUGUCGUCGAGGUAG
This is a messenger RNA of Trypanosoma grayi, 1722 nucleotides long. RefSeq lists its product as hypothetical. The coding region runs from base 1 to 1722 and encodes 573 amino acids. The record is from RefSeq and is a predicted model, not a curated record. NCBI's taxonomy places the organism in Eukaryota, Euglenozoa, Kinetoplastea, Trypanosomatida, Trypanosomatidae. The transcript has a single exon.